AGCUCUGCCAGCGCGGCCUCUGAUUGGCUGUCGGUGGAAACCUCAGACAAAGUCGCUCUCCUCGGUGCUGAAAUCGCCGACCGUCGCGAUAAUGUAAACGGCGAUGAGGCCAAACCGAGCAUCGGAAAAAAAAUACAAAAAUGGACGAUGACCUGUUUCAGCUGAGACAACUUCCUGUUGUCCGCUUCCGUCGCACAGGUGAGAGCACACGGUCUGAGGAAGAUGUCGAAAGCAGAGAGCAGAAUGUCAGACCAGCAGAGCCUGCUGAUCUGGAGUCUGUGGCACUUGCAGAAGGACCUCCAGUGCCUCGAGAGUUUGCCAAUCCAACUGAUGACACAUUCAUGGUAGAAGAUGCUGUGGAGGCUAUAGGCUUUGGUACAUUUCAGUGGAAACUCUCCAUCCUCACUGGCUUGUCCUGGAUGGCUGAUGCCAUGGAAAUGAUGAUACUCAGCAUCUUAGCCCCACAGCUCCAUUGUGAAUGGAGGCUGCCAAGCCUUGAGGUGGCACUGCUCACGUCGGCAGUGUUCAUUGGGAUGAUGAUCAGCUCUUCUCUUUGGGGAAAUAUAUCUGAUAAAUAUGGCAGAAAAAUGGGCUUGACACUGAGCGUGCUUUGGACCAUGUUCUACGGCCUCAUGAGUGCAUUUGCACCCAUUUACGGGUGGAUCCUGGUCCUCCGUGCGCUGGUGGGCUUCGGUAUAGGAGGGGCACCGCAGUCGGUGACCCUGUAUGCUGAGUUUCUUCCUAUGAGAUCCAGGGCUACGUGCAUCUUACUAAUUGAGAUCUUUUGGGCGAUCGGCACUGUUUUUGAAGUCCUGCUAGCGAUCCUGGUGAUGCCCACUCUGGGUUGGCGCUGGCUGCUCGGCCUUUCCACCAUCCCUCUCUUCAUUUUUGCCUUUCUGUGCUAUUGGCUGCCAGAGAGUGCUCGGUAUGAUGUGCUGACAGGGAACCAGGAAAAAGCACUGGCCACCCUGAAACGUAUAGCCACAGAGAACGGUGUCCCCAUGCCUCUAGGGAAACUUAUUGCUGCUAGACAGGAAGACCGGGGGAAGAUUCGAGACUUAUUUUCGUCACACUUCCGCUGCACAACAGUUCUGCUCUGGUUUAUCUGGUUUGCAAACGCCUUCUCUUACUACGGACUAGUGCUGCUCACCACAGAGUUGUUUCAGGAAGGAGGUGCAUGUGGAAUGUCCAAAGGGGGUAAAAAGGAGGUCCGAUGCAACUUGGAGUGUAAAUAUCUCAAUUCUGAUGAUUAUAAAGAUCUGCUCUGGACCACUUUAUCUGAAUUCCCGGGACUGCUGGUCCCACUGUGGGCUAUUGAUCGACUGGGACGGAGAAAGACCAUGGCAUUGUGUUUCUUUGUCUUCUCUAUGUGCAUCAUCCCUCUGUAUGGAUGUGUUGGGAGAACGUCCAUGACAGUGUUGAUAUUCAUAGCCAGAGCAUUUAUUUCUGGAGGCUUCCAGGCAGCCUAUGUUUAUACUCCAGAGGUUUAUCCAACAGCAACCAGAGCAUUGGGUCUGGGGACAAGCAGUGGAAUGGCCAGAGUUGGUGCCCUCAUCACUCCCUUUGUUGCACAGGUGAUGCUGGAGUCUUCAGUGUACCUGGCCCUCUCCGUGUACUGCUGCUGCUGCCUGUUUGCCGCCGUCGCCUCCUGUGCUCUACCCAUUGAAACCACAGGCCAGGGCCUGCAGGAGUCCAGCCACCAUGAGUGGGGACAGGAGAUGGUAGGCCACAGAUCAGAAGAAAUCCCACACUCCAACUCUGGCUCUCAGAGUUAAGGACAUGUUGGCUGAGGUGCAAACUGAAGGCGAGAGCAGCAACAAGACAAGAUGAGAAGAGGGGAGAAAGCUAAACCAGCGUUCUGCCUGUCUUGUAUGUCUCUCCUAAGAGCCAAUCAGCACCAUUUUGUACAUCACAUCACUGUAUGUAAAGUCCUUAAACACCAUCACAGGAUUGCCUCAGUAAAACAACAUCCACACAGUGUGAGUUAAAAAGACCAAAUGAUGUACAGGAGAGGAUGGUGAAAAUGGGUAAUAUUUCUUAAACAGGGAAGAUAAGAAGUGAAAAAAUGUUCAAAUUUAGCUUCAUACAGCUACCUUCAUUGAAAAGAGCCUUAAAACAACCUAUUCAGUCUGUGGCACAGACAACCUCUGGACCCGUUGAUGAAGCUGCUUCUGUAGUAUACAAAGUAUCCUAAACAUACCAUCUGCUAAGCAUUCUUAGUAAGGAAACAUGAUCAUCUGGUUUACAAGUAAAUUACCUGCUGAAAUGCACUUUAACAAGUUGUUGAAGUAAAAAAAUUACUCCUCAAAUUAGCUGACCAGAUUAAUAAUGUAAGUUUUCUCAUUUAACAGUCCCACUUAUCGUGUUAAAUAUAUAUUCUCUAUAGGAAUCCAAGAUUUUCUCACAUAUAUCAGACCUCUUUAUUAAAUUAUGUGGACAGUAUUUCUACAUUACAGCACAAACAGUGAGAGUCUGCAAAGAGCUUUCUAAAAGUGUCAUUAUUUUUAAACAUAAAUUGAUUCUACUCAUCUAAGAACUGGCAGAUUAAGAUUUAAAGUUUUUUUUAAUUUCACCCACAAGUUUCCUCUGACAGCAAGUAGUUCUCCAGCCAGUCCACACUAAAAUCUGGUAGAGAAUCUAGGGUAAUAUAUAUAUAGGGUAAUUUCCUGUCAGAAAUAAACUUCUCAGUUGAAUGAAAAUAAUUUUAAAUCUAAAUCUGCCUGAUGAAAGUAUAAAAAGUAUGAAAAAAUCUGGGUAUAAUUGUACAUUCAAAUGGCCAUUCCGAUAAUCUGGCCAUCCAGCCAGAGACCUGCACAUUACUUAGUUAAAAUAUUAAAAUAAUGUUAAAGAUAGUCCAUUACUGAUAAAAUCUUGACCAUAGAAGUCCAGUAUGUUAAAAACAGUCACUAUAGCAAGAUGUCCACUGUGUGUCCCAUAAUAUUUUUAAGAAAAUCUUGUUGUAAUUGAUAAAGGUGAAGCUGAUACAUAUCAGGCUGUAGCUAUGGCCACUUUCACGAGUAACUGUUGCUUUUUAAUUUCUUUGUGUCUGAUUCCAAAGGAAUACCAUCAUAAGAUUCAAUGACGAUUUAAGAGAUUACAGCCUCAAAUAAGUUUUUGCUUUAACCAAGGACGCUGAGGGCAAGGGCUUAGACUGAGAACAACCCGUUUUAGUUUGUCUACAUUUAAGGACUGAAUUGCAGUAUUUUGUAAAAGUAUUCAUACUUCUUUUUUUUAAUCACAUUACAAACUUCACUGCAUUUUAAUAGGAUCUUACAGUUUGUGUCAGACCAACACAAAGUAGCACAUAAUUUUGAAGUGAAAGGAAACAUAUAUAGAUGGUUUUCAUUUUUUUCAAAUAAAUAGCUCAUUUCUA
Girardinichthys multiradiatus is the source of this 3373-nucleotide messenger RNA. RefSeq names its product SV2 related protein a (gene svopa). Gene Ontology annotation, biological process: transmembrane transport. Bases 141 to 1775 code for a protein of 544 amino acids. Gene Ontology annotation, cellular component: membrane. Gene Ontology annotation, molecular function: transmembrane transporter activity. The transcript is spliced from 16 exons. NCBI's taxonomy places the organism in Eukaryota, Metazoa, Chordata, Actinopteri, Cyprinodontiformes, Goodeidae. The record is from RefSeq and is a predicted model, not a curated record.